Messenger RNA from Colletotrichum lupini, 465 nucleotides. RefSeq lists its product as uncharacterized. NCBI's taxonomy places the organism in Eukaryota, Fungi, Ascomycota, Sordariomycetes, Glomerellales, Glomerellaceae. The transcript has 4 exons. The record is from RefSeq and is a predicted model, not a curated record. The coding region runs from base 1 to 465 and encodes 154 amino acids.
AUGAUAAUCAAGGUAAAUAACAGAAAACGCAGGAGCAGCAAAUCCCCCAGUGGCUUCCCCACGGACAAACAGUCACACCCGCGUACUAUUCAACAAGCUUCCGGCGUGGUGAACUCACGUUUCGUUAGGGACAUAAAACGGAGCGAUAAGAGACCUCAUCCGCUCAUUACUUUUGAGACGUAUUUUGCCGCUAUGAGUGAAGCAGCCAUUGAGACUGGCGGCACCGACGAAAGAAAACACAUUCAUCCAACAAGCCCCCUACCCAGGGCCGAAGGCGAUUCUGCUCGCCUUACACUACUGCCCUGGAUCGUGACGUUUAGGACACUUACUCACACUCAACUCAAUACCCAGAUCCAAAAUGUCACGCGUCACACUUCUAGGUCCCAUGGCGUCAUGGCUACCGAGCCGCUGUCAAGCUACCGCGGCAAUAGAAGAAUUACAAUUUCUCUAGCGCAGAAAUUAUGA